AUGGCGGCUCCUGCCCUGUCCUGGUGUCUGUGCCUCCUUGUCCUCUGGCCCCCGGCCAUCCCUCGGGCAUCUACAUCGGUGAACGAUGCUUCCAAGCUCACGUGCUUCUAUAACUCGAGAGCCAAUAUAUCCUGUGCCUGGAGCCGGGAUGGGGGACUGCAGGUCACGACGUGCCACAUCCAUGCCCAGCCGGAUAAAAGGCAGUGGAACGAAUCCUGUGAGCUGCUCCCAGUGAAGCCGGGAUCCUGGGCAUGUAACCUCAUCCUGGGACCCCCAGAUUCUCAGAAACUGACCAUAGUUGACGUCAUCAACUUGACCGUGAUGUGCCGCGAAGGGGAGAGGUGGAGGAGGAUGAUGACCCAGAAUUUCAAGCCCUUUGACAACAUUCGUCUGAUGUCCCCCCACUCCCUCCAAGUCGUCCACAUAGAGACCCGCAGAUGCAACAUAACCUGGAAUGUCUCCCAGUUCUCCCACUACAUUCAAAGCAAUGUGGAGUUUGAGGCCCGGACAAGGUCCCCGGGCCACAGCUGGGAGGACACCCCGCUGCUGACCCUCAGGCAGAACCAGCAAUGGAUCUCCCUGGAGACGCUGGCUCCAGACACGCUGUAUGAGCUUCAGGUGCGGGCCAGGCCCCAGCUAGGCAACCAUGAGGCCUGGAGCCCCUGGAGCCAGCCUCUGGUCUUCAGGACGAGGCCUGCAGCAACCAGGAAGAAGACCCUGCCCCUCCCUUCGAUGGGCCACAUCGUGUUGGGCCUCUGCUGCACUUUUGGUUUCGCCGUCUUGGUUUACUUGCUGACCAGCUUUCGGUACAACGGGCUGUGGCUGAAGAAGGUUCUGAAGUGUCACAUCCCAGACCCCUCGGAGUUCUUUUCCCAGCUGAGCUCCGAGCAUGGAGGAGAUUUCCAGAAGUGGCUCUCCUCGCCCUUCCCCUCAUCCUCCUUCAGCCCCAGCGGCCCAGUGCCCGAGAUCUCCCCACUGGAGGUGCUGGACAGGGACGCCAAGGCCACGCAGCUGCUCCUUCUGCAGCAUCAGGACAAGGGCUCGUCAUCCUCAACCGAGACCAGCGGCCACUCGGUGACCAGCUGCUUCACCAACCAGGGCUACUUCUUCUUCCACCUCCCAGACGCGCUGGAGAUCGAGGCCUGCCAGGUGUACUUCGCCUACGACCCCUUCACGGAGGAGCCCGAUGAGGGUGGGCCCAGGGUGCCAGAGGGGGCUCUCCUCCCACCCCUGCCACCUCCGCCAGGGGAGGAAGACGCCUACUGCACCUUCCCCUCUGGGGACGACCUGCUGCUCUUCUCCCCCAGUCUCCUCGGUGGCCCAGGCCCCCCGAACACUGCCCUGGGGGGCAUUGGGGCUGGUGAAGAGAGGCUGCCCCCCACCCCGCAGGAGGGAGUCCCUGGAGGCUGGGCCCCCCAGCCCCUGGCGCCUCCCACCCAGGAACCCCCUGACCUGGUGGAUUUGCAGUCACCCCCGGAGCAUGCGCUGGGAGAAGCAGGAGAGGAGGUGCCUGUCCCCAGCCCGAGGGAGGGGGCCGGCUUCCCCUGGGCCAGCUCUCCUGGGCAAGGCCAAGUCCGGGCCCCCACCUGCUGCCUGACCCUGAACACUGAUGCCUACCUGUCCCUCCAAGAGCUCCAGGAUCAGGACCCGGCUCACACAGUGUAG
Molecule: messenger RNA, 1665 nt
Organism: Globicephala melas (long-finned pilot whale)
Lineage: Eukaryota; Metazoa; Chordata; Mammalia; Artiodactyla; Delphinidae
Gene: IL2RB
Product: interleukin 2 receptor subunit beta
Biological process (GO): cytokine-mediated signaling pathway
Cellular component (GO): external side of plasma membrane; membrane
Molecular function (GO): cytokine receptor activity; interleukin-2 binding
Source: RefSeq, a predicted model, not a curated record